AUGCCGCUGAGAGAGAGACAUGACUAUCGUGGAUCCUCUGGGGAGCCUCAACAACAUCCUGAUGCUGACGAGGAAGAGAAGAGUCUCUCCAGAUCAGAACACCAGAUGGACAACGCUAGCCCUUCCUCCCUCCUGGAGUCCAUGUGUCGUGCCUCUCCCAGUUGCUCCUUACUGCUGGGUAUGAAGAGGUUGUCUGUGCUGCUGGUGGACUGCAGGAAAACAACAGGGCUGAGUGGAACUGUGAGAGGAGGAGAAGAGAAGAAAGGAUCAGAUUUGACACAUCAAAGAGGAAAAACAAACUCGGAGGAACCAGAGCCAGAGACGUCCAAACCAGCAAGACGACACCUCUGCUCCCAGAUUGGAAAGAGUUUCAUCAAGUUAGGAAACCUGAAAGUUCAUGAGCGAAUGUACACAGGGGAGCAGCCAUACCAUUGCGCCCACUGUGGAAAGAGUUUUAAACGGUUAGACACCCUGAAAUCUCAUGAGCGAACACAUACAGGGGAGAAGCCUUUCCAUUGCUCCCAGUGUGGAAAGAGUUUUAGCCAGGUAGGAAACCUGAAAACUCAUGAGAGAAUACACACAGGGGAGAAGCCUUUCCAUUGCUUCCAGUGUGGAAAGAGUUUUAGCCACUUAAGAAAUCUGAAAUCUCAUGAGCGAACACACACAGGGGAGAAGCCUUUCCAUUGCACCCAUUGUGGAAAGAGUUUUAGCCAGUUAGUUAACAUGAAAAGACAUCAGCGGAUACACACGGGAGCAAAGCCACACCAUUGCUCCCAGUGUGGAAAGAGGUUUAGCCAGCCAGAAAAGCUGAAAGCUCAUGAGCGAAUACACACAGGGGAGAAGCCUUUCCAUUGCUCCCAGUGUGGAAAGAGUUUUAUGCGGUUAGACACCCUCAAAACUCAUGAGCGAAUACACACGGGGGAGAAGCCAUACCAUUGUGCCCAGUGUGGUGAGAGUUUUAGCCAGUCAGGAAUCCUGAAAGCUCAUGAGCGAACACACACAGGUGAGAAGCCUUUCCAUUGCUCCCAGUGUGGAAAGAGUUUUAGCCAGUCAGGAAUCCUGAAAGCUCAUGAGCGAACACAUACAGGGGAGAAGCCUUUCCAUUGCUCCCAGUGUGGAAAGAGUUUUAGCCACUUAAGAAAUCUGAAAGCUCAUGAGCGAACACAUACAGGGGAGAAGCCUUUCCAUUGCUCCCAGUGUGCAAAGCGUUUUACCCAUUUAGGAAAUCUGAAAGAACAUGUGAGACUGCACACAGGGGAGAAACCUUACAAGUGCUCAGACUGUGGGAAAACAUAUUGCUCAUCACAGUCACUUAAACGUCAUGUGAGAAUCCACACAGGAGAAAAUAAUUACUUAUCCUAGUGUGUAAAUUGAUAUUUCACAUCACAUUGACUUAAAAUUCAUCAGAGAACAUACACAGUGCUCCCAUUGUCUUAUAUUGUUGACUGAGAAUGGGUUUACAUGUUUAUACCAUAUGAAAUUAAAUUAAUAAUUGUACCAAGUAUACUCAAACAUAUAUUUGUAUGUUUUUAUUAGAAAACAUUAAUUGAAUAUUGAGUUGUCAGUUUCAAUAUAGGAUAGAUCAGAUUCCAUGUGUUUAAAUUGCCCUUUUUUAAACUCUGUGUGUGUUUAUCUGGGUGUGUCAUUCCUCCAGCACCACAGAUUAAUUAACAAGUGAUAUCUGGAUGUGAUGCAUUUGUUCCAUUGUUGACAUCUGCAUUGUAGCCCACUGAUGAUUUAAUUAAAUGAAAAUGUUAGUUGUAUGUGUGUCCACAUAACUGAGUAUGUGACUAACCUUGUGAAACUGUCCUAUUAUAAUCUCCUGUUCUUGGGAGUAUCAUUCUGUGUUGCAAACCAAUUUACACCUGUGUCCUUGUAUGAAUAAAGUCCCGCCCAGGAACAGGAAACUAUAAAGAUAUGUGCUCAUCACCCAAUGCUUCAGGAAUUCAGACUGUCUACACUGCGCUGUGUAACUCUGUUAUUCUCUCUGAGCUCAGAAAUAAAGAAUCUUGGUUUGACUUGGA
This is a messenger RNA of Oncorhynchus kisutch (coho salmon), 2024 nucleotides long. RefSeq names its product zinc finger protein OZF-like. The transcript has 4 exons. Gene Ontology annotation, molecular function: DNA-binding transcription factor activity; RNA polymerase II cis-regulatory region sequence-specific DNA binding. The record is from RefSeq and is a predicted model, not a curated record. Gene Ontology annotation, biological process: regulation of transcription by RNA polymerase II. Lineage: Eukaryota; Metazoa; Chordata; Actinopteri; Salmoniformes; Salmonidae. Bases 1 to 1362 code for a protein of 453 amino acids.